AGUAGUCAUAUUAGCAGCUGACUCGGCCUAGUAGACUAAUAUCAAGAAGUACAAGCGACUCGUACAAGAUGCUGAAGUACAUCUGCGUGCUGCUAAUAUCUCUAAGUGCAGUCUGUUACUGCCAAGACUCCGUCACUGACGGUACCGAGCUCCUGCUCACAUUCUUGGUACAUCGCCAUGGAGACAGGACACCAAUAGAAUCGACUAUGUUCCUCAGCAAUGACGUGGAGGCUCUAGAGGCCGCUACUGCUAGAUACGGAUAUGGACAACUCACUGAUAACGGCAGACGCCGUGCCUACCAGCUCGGUCAGUUCCUGCGCCGUCGGUACGAUGGUCUCCUGUCCCCCGCCUACAACAGGUCGGAGAUCUACAUCCGCUCCACCGACUCCACCAGGGCCAAGAUGACCGUCCUCUCCGCCAUGGCUGCCGUCUACCCCGCGCUUGAGGACAACUGGAGCGCUGACGUCAACUGGACCCCUGUGCCCUACACCACUGUGCCUGCUAAAUACGAUUUUAACCAAGGAGGAAUAAACUGCCCAGCAGUUAGUGAUGUUAUGUUCAGUGAAGGCUACCCAGCUGAACUGGCUCAGUAUACUGAUGUUCUGGAAGAGUGGACUGAGAUAUCUGGAUACAACGUAUCAGCUCAGCUGUUGUAUGCUGUAGAACUCUAUGAUGUUUAUGUUAGCCAGAAAAGUUUAGGAAUCCCCCUGGAUCCUCGCAUCGAAGCGAUUUUCCCUCAAAUUGAAGAAAUUGCCGGCCUCGGAUGGGAAUACAUGUACUCCAAUGAAACCAACAUUUUUGAAGCUGGUGUACUCUUAUACCAGUUCUUCACGGUAGCAGACCAGAUCAUUGCUGGAGAAGACGUGCAAAGAGUCCAGGUGUACUCUGCUCAUGAUGCUAAUGUGUUCUCCUUCGAGGGAGUCACCAGGGUUGUCAAGAGGCAAGGAGCUCCUAAAUACGCUUCUAUGUAUGCCUUGGAGCUAAGGCAGGUGAUUGAGACUGGAGAGUACGUUGUUGUGCCAGUAUACCUGAAUACUCCCAGCGAAGAUGUGAUCACGUACCUGGACAUAACUGGAUGCGGUUCCCGCUGCGAAUAUGAGAGCUUCCGCUCCAUCACAGCUGACUACAGACUGGAUGAAGACACCUGGAGGACCAAGUGUGGCUUCUCUGAAGACAUGGAGAUCGAUACUUCUUCUGUAGAUUAAGAUUACGGAAUUACGGUAAUACCUUAGGACUAUGCGAUGAUGAUUCUCAAAUAAAGAUUUUUU
Molecule: messenger RNA, 1268 nt
Organism: Helicoverpa armigera (cotton bollworm)
Lineage: Eukaryota; Metazoa; Arthropoda; Insecta; Lepidoptera; Noctuidae
Product: prostatic acid phosphatase
Exons: 7
Coding region: 69-1205 (378 amino acids)
Biological process (GO): dephosphorylation
Molecular function (GO): phosphatase activity
Source: RefSeq, a predicted model, not a curated record